UCUUAAAUAUGAUAGGGACAUGGUCAACCUGAAUAGAACCCAAGUCAACGCAGAAGGAGACCUAGUCUCCAACAUAUGGCCGAAUGCCACACCUGCAGAGGAAGACAGACUGAAGAACUUCUGGGGGACAUGUAGUAGUGUCCCCCUCGCCCGGGCUGGUUGUCUGCAGUACUUCGAGACGGAGGCAAGGGUUGGCCUGGAAAAACCACUCAAUGAGAAUGUCCUCCUCUUGGAGGUUGGUGUCUGUCCUAAGGAAGAGAGGGACAUAAAGCAUAGUAUAGGAGGUCGUCCUCAUGCUUACUGUUUGGACGUCAAUUCCUGUACUACUCACGAAGGGAUAUGCAGGGCAAUCAGGAAGGAGGGAAAACGUGUGUUACAUCUUCCUGACACCAUACCCAACACAGCAGGGGCAUCAGGCACACUUCAUUACGGUAUCGUCUAUGAUGACGCCAGAAAGAAGAUUGUCUUCAUUGAUGUGAAGGAGAACAAAGUGAUGUCGACAGUAGACAAGGUAGACUCCAGUCAACCCUUGUGGCCGAUGUUCGGGGUGUAUAGCUCAGGAAAGAGCCCUGUCAGCAUGAAGCUAGUCGUGGGCAGCGACAUUAACAUGACAGAGGAGAAGAAGGCAAUGAUUGUCAAGGCACUGGCGUGAUGUCGUAGUAC
Molecule: messenger RNA, 663 nt
Organism: Haliotis rubra (blacklip abalone)
Lineage: Eukaryota; Metazoa; Mollusca; Gastropoda; Lepetellida; Haliotidae
Exons: 1
Coding region: 20-652 (210 amino acids)
Source: RefSeq, a predicted model, not a curated record